UAUUGCGAACAGUCGCUGGUGACACAGCCUUUAGAGCUGGUAAGCAUAUCUCACUGUGUUGGUUAAUUUUUCUCCCCUAGUUCUUGUGUUUUCUUAAGGAAGUGCCGACAUCCCCUUUUUGAUUUUCGUUUUGGCUUGAAGUUACAGGAUCCCUUUCCUUCAUCUGUCACCCUGACCCCCUUAUGAGAAGAGGGGCCUCUCGCUGAAAGUUUUCUGCGUAGGACUCCCAUUCCUGCUUGGUGACUGCCUCCGCACAAGACAGGCGCCUUCAGUACAGCGAGAUCCACAGUGGAUUUAAGGUUGGGAGGGACUUUUAACUGAUCGGGAUGAAACUCAGGGCAACGCCCUUACACGCCUCCCGGCCACAUUCCGAGAUGAAAGGCCGGUUCAACUUUCCUGCCUAUCGGGACUAGCAGGAGGGGAAGUUGCUGUAGCCGAGGGGCCCAGAGGGCCAGACGUGUUCAGUGACCAAGACUGGCGUGAACGCCGAACUCGUGAACCAGGGCCGGACACCCAGGGCUGACUGAGACACGCGCGCAGGUCUCGUGCUCCCCGCGGAGUCCCGGGGGUGGGGCCUCCAGCCACGCCCCCUUCCUGCCCUCUGAUUGGUCCCUUCGAAACAGGCGUUGGCGAUUCGCGGCAAACAGUAAGGCUAAGACACGGCGGCGGUUGGCCAGGGGCGUUGUGGCUCUGCACAGAUUGAGCCGGGAUGGCUCCCCCCAGGGUGAAGUGACCAUUCUGCAUCUGCGCUGUCCAUGCAAGGCCCAGAUCGCCGAGAGAGACGGAACAAGGAGAUCCGCGCGGUGCUUUCCUAUUCACACCCCUCGGGCAGCAGAGCUGCGUGGGUUGGGGGUGCCUGUAGGUUGCGUGUCAACGGGAGGACAGUGUAGGAUGGCCUACUUGCCGAUGAGGUCAGUCCUGGUUCCCACCUAAUUCUUUGAAACCAAGGGAUUGGACCGUGUGGAUUUACAGUGCUCGUGGCAUAUGUGUGGUGGAGAAGCCGAUUCUAUCGCUGCUAAGUGAAGAGAUGGUUUUUGCAGGCCCAGUCCAGCACCUCAUGGAGAAAAUAAACUUAUGAAAAAUUAUUAUAGAAAGGCACGGAGUGUUGUUUCAUAGUCACAAUUGAUGUUUAUGUCUUUUACCUUGUUGUCUGGCAAAAGAAGCUCAUGGGUGGCUUGUGAGUUUAUGCAAAGUCCAGAUGAACUUUGAUGACCUCCAUGUAAACAUCAGGAAAUUAAUUUCAUUUCAAUAUUGAUGACCAUGCAGCCUGCAAUUCAAGUAUGGUUUGGAGAAGACCCGCCUCUGAGUCCACGGGGCCCUCUGACCCCCAGACAUGGGCCGGGUUUGGCUGAUGUUUAUCAGUAUGACGAGUGGAUAGCUGUGAGGCACAAAGCCACCCUGCUGCCCAUGCAAGAAGACCUGUCCAUCUGGUUGUCUGGUUUGUUAGGUAUUGAAGUUAAGGCAGAAAGAUUAUUGGAAGAACUGGACAAUGGAGUACUAUUAUGCCAGCUGAUUGACGUUCUUCAACACAUGGUGAAAACAGGCAGCUCUGAGGAACCAGGGAAUUUUCCAAUGAGAAAAGUGCCCUGUAAGAAAGAUGCCGCCUCAGGUUCAUUCUUUGCUCGAGACAAUACUGCAAACUUCCUUCACUGGUGUAGGCACAUUGGGGUUGAUGAGACGUAUCUCUUUGAAUCUGAAGGUUUGGUUUUGCACAAAGAUCCAAGACAGGUGUAUCUUUGUCUUCUUGAAAUUGGUCGAAUCGUGUCAAGAUAUGGGGUUGAGCCACCGGUGUUAGUAAAACUUGAGAAAGAAAUUGAGCUAGAAGAGACCUUACUUAAUACUUCUGGGCCUGAAGAUUCCAUCAGCAUCCCAAAAUCAUGCUGUCAACACGAAGAGCUGCAUGAAGCUGUUACGCACAUUGCUGAAGACCCUCCUUGUAGUUGUUCUCAUCGAUUUUCUAUCGAAUACUUAUCUGAAGGACGGUACCGACUAGGGGACAAAAUACUGUUUAUAAGGAUGCUUCAUGGAAAACAUGUCAUGGUCCGCGUUGGUGGAGGCUGGGAUACUCUUCAAGGAUUUUUGCUAAAAUAUGACCCCUGUCGAAUAUUACAGUUUGCUACACUAGAACAAAAAAUUCUAGCAUUUCAAAAAGGAGUUUCUAAUGAAAGUGUACCUGACUCACCUGCCAGAACACCUCAGCCUCCUGAGAUGAAUCCAAUGUCAGCAGUUAGCAUGUUUCAGAAAGAAAAAUCAAAACCAAGUACUCCAGUUGGGAUUACAAGGAGCAAAGGAAAGCAGGUGCGUCUGCCAGGUGUGGCGCUGCCAGUAUCUUCCCUGAAAGGACGUGACCUGAGCUCCGUGUCAGUCCGUUCUAAGAUGCCAAGUUCUUCUGAACUCAAACUCAAAUCAGCAGUGUCUUCUGAUCUCAAACUCAAAUCUUCAAAAGGCAUAACAAAGAAACCACAGGCUCCUUCAAACAGUGUAUCACCUUCACUCUCUUCUUUAAAUCCAGGAGGUAAAAGCACUUCUUCACCAGCCUUAUCAAGAACUACACCUUGUGUAUCUGAGUCAUUAAGUAAAUGUAUCUCAUCACCUGGUACUCCAAAGGCCAAGUUUAUUCCAGCCCAGAAAUCAAGAGAUGUGCCUGAGUCUACGUGUUUAUCAAAUAAGUGUUCUGGAAAAACCAAACCAAAGCAUUUGAAACAUAAUCAUGUAUCUUUCAGGGAUAAUGCUGUUUAUCACUCAGCUGUACAUUUAAAUUCUUCAUCAAAGUGUCCAAAGCUACCUACACCUUCUCCUUCUGACCAGUCCCCUGCAAAAAUGACUAAAUCUGGCUCCAAAACAAUAACUGCAGGACUCAGAACACAGCCUCAGCCAUCUCACAGAGCCCCGCAAGCAGGGGCAGUGCCAGCACAGAAGCUUAAGUCAGCCUUGACCUUAAACCAGCCAUUUCCUGUAUCCUCAGUUGCUGCUGCAAAAACACAGGCAUCAAGAGAUAAGAAUAUAGUUUCAGUUGUCAAAAAGCAGCCUCAGAAUAUAAGUACAUCCCAGAAGACAGGAUUCAGCUCCCCAAAGUCCCCUGGUCGUACCCCACUGUCCAUCAUGAGCCUUCCUCAGUCUUCUACAAAGACGCACACUGUAUCAAAGGCAGCACAGACUGCCACAAAGAGCCAGUAUUCAGCCAGAGGACCUCCCAAAAGUGACAAAGCCCCAGCUUCAACCAGGAAACCACCCUCAUCUGAUAAGGAAGCCGUUAGUGGAGAUAAAAAACCUACUGCAAAGAAAAAGGAAGACGAUGACCAUUAUUUUGUUAUGACUGGAAGUAAGAAACCUAGAAAGUAAAUAAAACCGUGUCAGUUCAAGGAAACAGAAAAGAAAGUGAAUGUGUUAGCUUCACAUGUUAAAAGGUUCUAUUUGGGUUUCUCCAAAUAGGUGCAGGCACUGAGUACAACAGUAUAGGGGUUGGAGGCUGGGAUAGAGGUAGGAGCGGUAAGGAGAGGGCUCGUCCGAAUUAGGAUCUGAAUUCACUGGAAGGUACCCUUUGGAGGCAGGUAGUGGUAAAAUCACCACACGGUUCUUGUGAAUAAUAGACAUUUAUCUGAUUUUCAGUCCAUAGAAUCUAAUGUCUGCCCUUUAAGGGAAAUGUAAAGUCAAAUAACACUACUAGAACUUUUAACUACAGUGGCUUUAUUUUGAAUAUGUAUUAAGUAUAGGUUUAUAUUUAUAUAGAGAUGUUACAUGCCUGCUAGUAGCAGCAGUGGUGCUCUUAAUAUUAGUUACUGAUUUUUUUUUUUAGUAAAAAAAAAAAAAAAAACGGUUUGGCACUUAUCUUACAAAAGGCACCUAAUUUAAUUUUCUGAUCGUGAUUGUCUGAUCAAACAAUACUAAGUUAAGCACCAGUGGCUGCUGCUGAUUAUGUUGGUGUUAUUCUGGGUUUGGUAAAAUUGCUACUUUUCUUUCAACUUUCCAAAUCAGAGGGAACUGAUUUUUUAACUGGCUUAUUAACAUUGGUAAUAAUUUGUUAUCAGUAUUUUUGGUUAAAAAAAAAGAAAGCCGAUUGAGGUAUUUUCAAAUGUCAUCUGAAAUUUGGUAAAAUACAAGAUUUUUCAUAUUAAUUGUAAGAAUUUACAGCUUGUACUUUAGAUGGGUGUUGUGCAGUGUGAAAGGGGAAACCAAUUCAGUAGCUUUUAGGAUAUUAAAAUAUUUUUAUUAAUGUAAUUUCCUACAAGAGCAGAUAUGAAUUUUUACAUUAAUAUAUUUUAACAUUAGAAUUACAUUUUAACAAUUCUAAAAUUAAGAUGAUAAAGAAUCUUAGAAUAAGUAUUCUGUAUUGAAAGGUGCUAUAUAAAAAUUCUAUCAUGUGGUUAUUUUUUUAGAUGGCACAAUAUCAGUUUCAAUUAGCUUCUUCCAGCUACAUUAAUUUCCUUUUAUAAAAUCAUGUUGCCUUCAGUUUUGCAAUGGCAAGUAAUAGUAUAUACGCAGCAUUUUCUGCUCUGUAGUCAGAUUCUCCAGGGAACAUAUCCAGAUCACGUAUGACUGCAUAGGCCCAUCAGUCUAAGAUGGUGUUUGUAAAUGGAUGAAGAGAUUGUGAAUAUUUAAAAAGUAUUAAAUAUUACUUUCAUAAGUCUUGGGGUAUGUUUAAUAACUGUACAGUAUUAUCAGUUAUCACAGGUUAUUCAAUAUUGAGGCUUGUGAUUCUCUAUUUUAAACUGUAAUGUGUUUUGUAAAGCAAAAUAAUGGUUUAUACAAAUGUGCAAUGAGAAUAAGCAUUUUAAGCUGGCUACCAAUGUUCUAUAGAUUAUAAAGCAAGAAAACUUUGUAUAAGAUGAAGUGAUCUUUUGUCUGAGGCACCUAGUUAAAAUCAAAGAUGUAUGCAAGCUAAUUUUUGGAAUAACUGAUGCUUUUCUUUUUAAAAGAGACACUCACCAAAUAUUUGGUUUAGUUCUGCUGUUGAUCUGGGUGUUGAGAGAGAUCAUAUGUUCAACUUUGGAAUGUAAAGUCAAUGUUCAAGAAAUGCUAGAAGCUUUAUAUUUUUGGUGAUCAGAAAUAUUUAACACAUGUUUCAGAGAGGAAGAAUUUUACCUUUAAGAAGGAGUUUAUUUCCUUAUAAGACGAAACACUACUUUUGUAUCAGUAACCUCUAGAAUGUAAAAAAAAAGUAAAUGAUAUUAUAGCCAACCUAUGAAUCCAAGUAUAUUUCACAAUAUGUGAACUUUUGUGUUGGGAGCCACCAGGAAUAGAGUAUCCCACAGAUUAUCUGGCACAGAUUCCAAGAAUUAUUUUUUGAAAAAUUAAGAAAUUCAUUUAUAAGUAGCCUUAUUCUUCAUCAGUAGGAAAUCUCUUCACUUACAUUUGUGUUGAAUGAAUUUUUAUUUAUGUAUGGUUUACCCUUCCAAACUGAAGGUUUCUUUGAAGUACACGAUGCCUGACAGAUACUUUGUUCAAGUAUAUUUUAAAGUACUAUUAAAGAAGAGCUACUGUCUCUAAUCAUUUUCACGACUUAAAAAAAUAUUGUUGAAGUUGGAAAGUUUUUACUUCUCAAUAAUAGUGCAAGACUAUAAAGAUUUCUGUGUUUGGUAUUUAAUAAGUUAAUAUUAAGCUUAAAUUACUGAAGUAACCAGAAGAAAUAAUGUGUAUUUUCAAAAAAAAAUGAAAUAAAGGGUUUUUUUUGGUAUAAAUUUUUAACAUGACUAAUAUAUCAAAUUAAUCUUCAGAGGAACAUAAAAUUAUGAUUAUUUUUACAUUAGGUAUUUAAGGCUUAUAUCUUCAAAGUGCCUUAAUAAAUUAGAUUACGUCUAACUUUUCUCCUCAUAGUGAGUUUACAGUUCUUAGUGGAUACAGGAAAUAUUUUGAGAAAUAA
This is a messenger RNA of Artibeus jamaicensis (Jamaican fruit-eating bat), 5860 nucleotides long. RefSeq names its product growth arrest specific 2 like 3 (gene GAS2L3). NCBI's taxonomy places the organism in Eukaryota, Metazoa, Chordata, Mammalia, Chiroptera, Phyllostomidae. The transcript has 11 exons. The coding region runs from base 1255 to 3342 and encodes 695 amino acids. Gene Ontology annotation, cellular component: actin filament. Gene Ontology annotation, molecular function: microtubule binding; actin filament binding; cytoskeletal adaptor activity. Gene Ontology annotation, biological process: actin crosslink formation. The record is from RefSeq and is a predicted model, not a curated record.